GCCUCAGCAGAGUACAACCUCGACAGGGAUGUCCUUCCUGCUCAUCCGGUCGUGCUCAGUCAUCGUUACUAACGUGUGUCUCAUCCUCACAUUGCAGUACUAGACUCAAUGACUGUCCACUCAAUCCUCGACAGAUUGUGGGUGUCGCCUGUCGCGGAGUACACUGUUCAGGCUGGCUCAUAUGCAAUCCAUGUCCGUGCACCAGGGACUCUAGCGGAGUGAAUAACACAAACUUUAUCGGUACCAGUGCCAUCAGCUAAGCGCCUUGAUAGGUAUCAGGCCGCCAACCCUGCGGGCUAGUAUUGGAGUCCCUGUGUCUAGGAUCUACCGGAGGAUGCCGAUCAAGGGCUCGUUCUAGAUGAGAAGGGCUCACAGUUGGGCCGUCAGCAUCACGUACACCCAGUUACCUCGUUCCGCAUGGGCCUUCCACUAUGACUAGUCAUAGGCGCCAGCACUGUGCCAGGAAUCCUUGCAUUAUUGCCUACGCAGCUGGUCCUCACGACCGACAAGUCUGGGCCGGUGGUGCAUGUUGUAUUGCCAAGGUCUGGGGGCUGAAGUUCCGUGCGUUUUUGAGUUCGAAUACAACCGGAUGCUAUUACUAUGAUCCAUACUAGUACUAUGCAUGCAGUGCAUUACACGGGCCACUGCCAGUCACAUACAGAUCCGAGCAUGACAGCCCAAGCUGAGAGGCAGUUGAACGGUGCUCGGAUGUUGGGAUGUUGUUGUUUCCAGAAUCGUGCGAGAGCGGCCGACACUCCCUCGCGGCUAGACUUUGGUCCGUCUUCACCAUAGUCGUUUUUGUUUAUUUCUCUCCUUUAUCUAUCCUACUCCUGGCUGCUUACUAGGUAGGUACUUGAAGUGAAAACCGUCGCCUUCCAUAUGCACAUGGUCUCGUACCUAUAAGUCCUUUAGCGUCGACGCCAUGGCUUCGGGACACGACGAGAAUACUCGUCCGCUGACGCCGGAGGAGCGCCUUGAGCGGGAAAUCUCGACCAGCAGUUCUGAAGGGCCACGCUUCGAACCGAUCCGGACCAGGAGGACGCGUGAUUCGAUGGAUUAUCACUUCGACGAUGGCGGCGAAGAUACGCGCAGUGAGCUUGCCAGAAUUGCCUCUGUCUUAUCAGGAGCACAACCGAGUCGCACAAGCACAAAUACCGGCCUGAAAAGACAGGAUACUGUCGCUGGUAUGGGCAUUGAAUCUCCGGAAUUUGACCCCAAUCAUCCGUCUUUCAAUUUCUUCCUUUGGAUUCGGAAGUUUGUGCAACUCCUUGAAGAGCGCAACAUUAAACGGCGAAGGAGCGGAUUCACCUUCCGCAACCUGACCGUCUCGGGAAAAGGGUCGGCUCUGGUCCUUCAGCAAACAGUUGGCUCCAUCUUCAUGCAACCGUUCCGUUUUCGCGAGAUGUUCAGGCAUCCCCCGGAGAAACAGAUUUUGCGUCAGUUCAAUGGUAAUGUCAACAGUGGUGAACUGUUGAUCGUCCUGGGAAGGCCGGGCAGUGGCUGCUCGACAUUUCUCAAGAGUAUUUGUGGAGAACUCCAAGGUUUGCAAAUAUCAAAGGACUCAAGCAUCACGUACAGUGGCAUACCACAGGAUGUGUUUCUCAAAGAAUUCAAGGGCGAAGCCAUCUACAACCAGGAGAACGAGAAGCACUUUCCUCAUUUGACGGUUGGGGAGACACUCAACUUCGCUGCAGCCUGCCGGACUGCGUCAAAUCGUGUUCUAGACGUCCCUCGAAAGGUUUGGGCCGAGUACAUGGCUUCCGUCAUGAUGAACAUUUUUGGUUUAUCCCACACCCGCAAUACCAAAGUUGGAGACGACUUUGUUCGUGGCGUCAGCGGUGGUGAACGAAAACGUGUCAGUCUUGCCGAAAUGGCGCUUGCGGGACCGCCUAUCGCAGCAUGGGACAACUCGACCCGCGGUCUAGACUCGCAAACGGCCCUCGAGUUUAUACGUUCUUUGAGAAUCGCCGCCGACAUCGGUGGUCUCACGUCACUCAUUGCCAUCUACCAGGCUUCACAGGCCAUCUACGACUUGUGUGAUAAGGCCAUCGUGCUGUAUGAAGGAAGGCAGAUCUACUUUGGUCCCACCGAAGAUGCACGAGCCUACUUUGAGGAAAUGGGCUGGUAUUGUCCUCCCAGACAGACCACUGGUGAUUUUUUGACAUCGGUCACCAACCCGAGUGAAAGAAGACCUAAGCAGGGGUACGAAAGCAAAGUGCCUCGAACCGCCGAUGACUUUGAAAGAUACUGGCUUGCCAGCGAACAGUUCAAGUACUGUCAACAGGAAGCCAACAAUGCAGAGGAAGUGCAUGCGGGCGGCAAAGAAGCCCUCGCAACGUUUCGAGAGGCGCACAAAGAUAUGCAGGCCGAACAUACUCGUCCUGGCUCUCCCUACGUGAUCAGCAUCCCCAUGCAAAUACGCUUAUGCACCACCCGGGCAUAUCAGAGGUUGUGGAAUGAUAAAGCAUCCACUAUCGCUGUCAUUUUUAGUCAAAUUGCACAAGCCCUCAUCAUCGGCUCCGUCUUCUAUGGCACUCCUCUGUCCACGGGCAGCUUCUUUGCAAAAGGAUCCGUCCUGUUUUUUGCGGUGCUCCUGAGUGCCUUGCAAUCAAUUGUUGAGAUCAACACCUUAUACGCCCAACGACCGAUUGUCGCCAAACACAAGUCUUAUGCCUUCUACCAUCCAUUUACCGAGGCCGUUGCAGGAAUCGUAGCUGAUUUACCGAUCAAAUUCUGUGUCACGACAGUGUUCAACAUCAUUCUCUACUUUCUGGCAGGCCUCAGGAGGGAACCUUCUCAAUUCUUUAUCUUCUUCCUGUUCAACUUUAUGGCAAUGUUGACCAUGUCGGCUAUUUUUCGAUGUACGGCCGCUGUCACCAAGACCAUUUCGGCAGCUCUGGCGAUAGCUGGCAUUAUGGUUCUGUGGAUUGUCAUCUACACGGGGUUCACCAUUCAGUAUUCCUAUAUGCAUCCCUGGUUCAAAUGGUCCAGAUGGUUGAACCCAGUAUCAUAUGCCUUUGAGAGUCUUGUUGUCAACGAAGUCCAUGGCCGGGAAUUUCCAUGUGCCGCAACCAGCCUUGUCCCGCCAUACGGCCCGGGCCAGGGUGGCAACUUUCAGUGCGCAGUCGCUGGAGCGGUGCCGGGCGAGAUCAAUGUGUCAGGCGAUGCAUGGGUGCAAUCGUCUUAUGGAUACUCGUACAGCCACAUUUGGCGCAACCUGGGCUUCCUCUUUGCCUUUAUGAUCUUCUUUUUCGCUGUCUACUUCAUUGCUACCGAGCUGAAUUCGGACUCGACUUCGACCGCCGAGUUUCUGGUUUUCCGCCGAGGCCACGUUCCAUCCUAUUUGCUCCACGGGGGUCGCAAAGACGAAGAAGCAGCAGGUACGGAUGAGAAGGGGACCAAUGCCGCCGCCGACACUGUCCAGGCCAAGCAAGAAGAAGAGGUCAAGGCUCUACCAGCACAAAAGGAUAUAUUCACUUGGCGAAAUGUCACCCUUGACAUCAAAAUCAAAGGGGAGCCCCGAAGGCUACUUGACGGCAUAUCCGGGUGGGUCAAACCAGGCACUCUCACGGCUCUUAUGGGGACAUCAGGAGCAGGCAAAACCACCCUGCUGGAUGCACUGGCCCAGAGGAUCAGCAUUGGUGUGCUGACAGGUGACAUGCUGGUGAAUGGCAAGCCGUUGGAUCCUUCCUUUCAACGAAAGACUGGCUAUGUUCAGCAACAAGAUCUGCACCUGGAGACCACCACUGUACGUGAAGCUCUGCGGUUCUCUGCGUACCUUCGGCAACCCAAGACGGUCUCCAGGAAGGAGAAAGAAGAUUUUGUUGAGGAAGUCAUCAAGAUGUUGAACAUGGAAGAUUUCAGCGAGGCUAUCGUGGGCAACCCUGGAGAAGGUCUCAACGUCGAGCAACGCAAACUCCUCACGAUUGGUGUUGAACUGGCAGCAAAACCGGCGUUGCUGAUCUUCCUGGAUGAGCCAACCUCCGGUCUCGACUCUCAGAGUUCUUGGUCCAUUGUGACCUUUCUCCGCAAGCUCGCCAAUGCUGGACAAGCUGUACUGUGCACUAUACAUCAACCAUCGGCCAUUCUAUUCCAAGAGUUUGAUAGGCUGUUGUUUUUGAUGAAGGGCGGCAAGACAAUAUAUUUUGGUGAUAUCGGUCCCAACUCGAGAACCAUGCUCGAUUAUUUCGAGAGGAAUGGAGCCCCCAGGUGCGACGACGACGCCAAUCCGGCCGAGUAUAUGCUUGAUAUAUGCGGCAAGGCUGCGGAUCGCGAUUGGAGUGAAGUCUGGAAGUCGACUCCGGAAGCAAAGGAAGUCCAGGCAGAACUGGAUCGGAUUCAUGAAGAGAAACGGUCCGAGCCACCGGCGGCUCAGGAGUCGGCUUCGCAGUUCGCGAUGCCUUUGACAUAUCAGAUCUAUCAUGUUACGGUCAGAGUGUUCCAGCAAUACUGGAGGACGCCAUCGUACAUCAGUGGCAAGUUCUUGUUGGGCAUUAUGGCCGCGCUCUUUAUCGGAUUUUCGUUCUACAAGCAAAACACGACAUCGGCAGGCCUUCAAAACACCAUAUUCGGCAUUUUCAUGCUUGUCACCAUCUUUUCAACACUUGUACAGCAGAUCAUGCCUCGCUUUGUGAUCCAACGAUCGCUCUACGAAGUCCGAGAGCGACCAUCCAAAGCAUACUCAUGGAUUGCAUUCCUGGUGGCCAACAUCUUCGUCGAGAUACCGUAUCAAAUCGUGCUGGCCGUGCUGAUGUGGAUCUCAUGGUAUUUUGCCAUUUUCGGCAAGAACCAGAGCGGACAAACUCGAGGAUUGAUGUUGUUGUUUGUGGUGCAGUUCAUGCUGUUCACCAGCACUUUUGCCCACAUGAUUAUUGCGGCAAUGCCAGAUGCAGAGACGGCAGGCAACAUCGCCACGCUUUUGUUCAGUCUAAUGCUCACUUUCAACGGUGUGCUCCAGACGCCCAAAGCCCUGCCUGGCUUUUGGAUAUUCAUGUACCGGGUCUCACCCAUGACAUACAUGGUGUCGGGAUGGGCUUCGACCGGUCUCCACGGCAGGCUGGUCAAUUGCGCCCGCAACGAACUUGCCGUCUUCGAUCCUCCCUCCGGCCAGACCUGUCAGCAGUACCUGGCCGAGUACCUCAAAGCUGGAGCGCCCGGUCGCCUUUACAAUCCCUCGGCCACUAGCGCAUGCGAGUACUGUCCAUUGACCUCGGCGGACCAGUUUCUCGCCGGCAGCAACAUUUAUUACAAUGAGCGCUGGCGCAACUUUGGGAUUGGCUUUGCGUAUAUUGUGUUCAAUAUCUUCGCCUGUAUCAUGCUGUACUACCUCUUCCGCGUCCGACGUUUCAGCCUCCUCAGUCUCGCCAAAGGUCCCGCCCACGUCGUGGACCUGGUUCUCAACAAAGGGCUGAGACGUCUUUUCGCCCGCCAUGCCGAGCCGACUCCACCGGGCAAGGAGGCUGAUUUGCACAGAGCUUUCUAGAUCGAUCGCGGCGACCAGGACUUUCUUUACCUAAAGGGUGAAGAGUGAAGAGCUCAGGGUGGUAGUACCGCCCGCUCAUGCCACAUUUGGCUGCUGCGGAUGUUUGAGGGACAAAAGUAAGAGUGACGAGAUACAUACAGCUAGCCUUGAAAAGGGCCCGUUGCCCACGGGCACAAACAAAGUCACUACGUACUGGAUGCGCUGGUUUAUAGGAGGCUUAUUAUUUACUCACCACACUGCAGACAUAUGUACACCUCUCUCCCCUGCGGCACAGUAUAUAUGACAUAGGUAUCUACCUAGCAUGACAUCAAAUCCUGUGUCUUGCCUCGUUCUGUCUUUUGCAAUAAACCCCCAAAAUCUAUUUUUGACACGACAGUUUCCAGGGGUAUGUAACCGAGUUUGAUGGUAAGUACCUAAGUAGUAUCGAUCUAAAUGAAUAUCAUUGAUUUCAGGCCG
This is a messenger RNA of Exophiala dermatitidis NIH/UT8656, 5938 nucleotides long. RefSeq names its product ABC multidrug transporter. The coding region runs from base 923 to 5482 and encodes 1519 amino acids. Gene Ontology annotation, biological process: transmembrane transport. The transcript has 10 exons. The record is from RefSeq and is a predicted model, not a curated record. NCBI's taxonomy places the organism in Eukaryota, Fungi, Ascomycota, Eurotiomycetes, Chaetothyriales, Herpotrichiellaceae. Gene Ontology annotation, cellular component: membrane. Gene Ontology annotation, molecular function: ATP binding; ATP hydrolysis activity; ABC-type transporter activity.